CGUUACAAAGCCUACUCACAGUCUGGCAGCACCAUCAAAACAUUACACAGCUGUUCUUAUCAACGGAAGUUUAUCAAGUGCACUUUACAAGAUUCCCUGUACCAUUACGUAAUGCUCACCAAUUUAGGAAGGCGUCUCCGAUCCCCCUUUCUUAAUCGUAUGUUGCACACGGAAAGAAAAGUGCGGGUUAAUGGGGCAGAUCUCAAUAUUGUGGAAUCUGGAAGUGGAAAUAGGAGCUUACUGCUGAUGCCAGGAGCUCUGGGCUCCGCCUGGACGGAUUUCAAACCUCAAAUCGAGCAACUUCCCAAGUUACUGCCAGAGUACACGAUCAUUGCCUGGGAUCCGCCGGGUUACGGAAAAUCUGUUCCCCCGAAACGUCAGUUUGGCUUGGAAUUCUUUCGGGAGGAUGCCAAAGCCGCUGUGGAUCUGAUGCGUGCUUUGGAUAGGCCUAAGUUUUCUAUUCUAGGCUGGAGUGAUGGCGGAAUCACAGCCCUUAUAGUGGCCGGACGCUACGCGGAGGCAGUGGAUCGAUUGGCCAUCUGGGGUGCAGGGGCCUAUCUGAAUGCCGAUGAGGUGAAAGCUCUACGCAAUAUCCGUGACGUGUCCAAGUGGUCGCCUAGGAUGCGAGAGCCCAUGGAAAAGGUGUAUGGAGUAGAUAGAUUCGCACAGCUAUGGGGCGAAUGGGUGGACGCCGCCUGUGCUUUCUACGAUCAACGGGACGGUGACUUUUGUCGCAACGAAGUGGAGCAGGUGAAGGCCCCAACCUUCAUUUUGCAUGGAAAGAAGGAUCCCAUGAUAGCAGCAGAGCACAUUCCCUGGUUAAAAGAACGUCUACCUAAAGCCAAAUAUCACGAGUUCCCUGAGGGAAAGCACAAUAUCCAUCUGCGAUAUGCGGAGGAUUUUAACAAAUUGGUGGCUGAUUUUUUUAAUAAAAACGAUUCGAAUUAAUUCUUAAAAUUUAUAAAAAUACAUGGGAACAAUUGUGAUGAAACUCCUAUUAUAUUUCCUCUUAGACUAAAGACCAACGCAAUUUUGUUAUUUAAUUAAUUGACAAAAGCAAUCAAAAGUCCAUAGGUCGAAAGUGAUAGUUGCUGUGAAUCAAACCCAUAUCUAAACUGAAGGAAAUUGUUUAUCUAGGCCAUGAAUCACGUAAAAUUAAUUGAGGAAUAUUCCAUAUAAGUUGACUAGCUAGCGCGAUUUUCGAAAUGGAAUCAAUGGAAAGUGGCAACCGCCCUAAUCCCCUAGAGAAAGUUAAACCGUUUGUACUCCACUUUAAAAGAGAGAGACUCCUUAUCUGUAACUAUAAGUGUGACUAAUAAAUUUAAAUUUCUUUUAAGGACUUUGAACUUGAUUCUAAAUCAAGGGCCAAUACCAACUAAUCAAGUUGACAGUAAUCCACCUCAGAAUAAAGAAUCAGUCGGAUUUGUUAUGGAAA
Drosophila ananassae is the source of this 1435-nucleotide messenger RNA. Its product is annotated as valacyclovir hydrolase. Lineage: Eukaryota; Metazoa; Arthropoda; Insecta; Diptera; Drosophilidae. The record is from RefSeq and is a predicted model, not a curated record. The transcript is spliced from 2 exons. Bases 112 to 948 code for a protein of 278 amino acids.